AGGAGAAAAUUAUUAUCAGUUUGUGGUAUAAAUGUGUGGAAAUGGAAUCGAAUGGUAAUUUGAAAUCGCAAAUCGAAAAUCGCUAAGGAGGAGAAAUAGCAGUGAAGAAAAAUGGGAAGGUGGAGAGACCAUGUGGUUGCGUUGACAAUCCUGGCGGUGGGCCUCCUCUCAAUCUCAGCCAUCGCAAGACCCUGCAAGACCUUCCUCAUCUCCUCCUAUUCCUUCUCUUUCCAAAACCCUAACGAUCCUUCCUCCUCCGCCUCGUCCGGAUUCGUCACCAUCUUCACCGAAAUCCGCCAAUUGAAACCAGUUCCCAUACCCUCCGAUCCCAAUCCCAAGCCGUCCUACGUAUUGAGAUCUCUCCGCGAGCGCAGCAGGGACAUUCUGAGCGUGGUCGUCGCUCUCCUAUUCGGCGUCGGCUGUGGCGCUCUGACUGCCGCCACCCUCUACUUGGUGUGGACCCUGUUCUCGGCCCGUUUCGAGUAUCAUCGCGCUUGUUUGGAGGAAGAUGAGAGUGAUGAAGAAUUUAGCCCUAAGAAGAUGGGGUAUGUAAACAUUCCUGCUGUUAACGUUGAGGAAGACCUUUGAUCAAAUAACAUGGAGUAGUAAUUAAUAUUAAUAAUAAAAGUUCAAGGAUUGAUUGUUGUGUGUUUCGGCAAACUUAUGUCUGUGGCUAUGUAUUUUAUUUUAAGGCUUUUUUAAUAAUAUGUAAUCUAAAUACCACUACUACUGUAUUACUUAUUUGGAUUGGAUGCUACUUGCUGA
Molecule: messenger RNA, 765 nt
Organism: Durio zibethinus
Lineage: Eukaryota; Viridiplantae; Streptophyta; Magnoliopsida; Malvales; Malvaceae
Source: RefSeq, a predicted model, not a curated record